AUGAAGGCCUGCUCUACUAAGCAUAGAAGUUUGGAUGCUCUACGUGCAACCCUCGUUGAAGCAUGGGAGGAUUUGAACGGAGACUACCUCAGUGUCGACGCAUUUCCUAGGAGAAUUUUAGCCUGUAUUCGCGCAAAAGGAGGCUAUUUCGAGAUCUAG
Molecule: messenger RNA, 159 nt
Organism: Haemonchus placei
Lineage: Eukaryota; Metazoa; Nematoda; Chromadorea; Rhabditida; Trichostrongylidae
Source: the annotation of a GenBank genome assembly